AUGGCCAACAACCCACCUGUCGCACCGCCUGGCUACCAAAACCCAGAAGUGCGGGCCAACUCCGAGAAGAAACUUGGAAUUGUGCACUACACUUCCUCUCUCGACUUUGGCUGGCAGGGCGACAUUCGCAGACGGUAUACCGACUUCAUCGUGCACGAAGUGCGUAAGGACGGCACCGUUGUCUACCUUUCCGACGACGACGUAGUCGAAGAGUACAAAAAGGCAGAGAAUCGAACAGAGACCACGGCCGCUCCGACGCAACAAGAAUCCGCCCCCACAGACGUGCCGGCUGUGCCGGCCGUGCCAGUCGUCGUCGAGAAGCCCACAGUACCCGAGGUGCCGCCGAUUGACACCGAUGGCCUUGUGACACUCGUCGGCCCCGAAGUUGCUAAGCAAAUGCACGAGGCCUACGCCGCUAUUGUCAGCGGUGGCCCGGCUCCUUCCAAGUUCACCAUUGCCGUCGUCAGCGACCGUGCUAAGCGAGGCCACUAUCACCAGGAAAUCCGCCGCAUAUUUUCCGGCCGUUUCGAAACCCGUGCCGAGGGGGACUCUGGUGCCAUCGUCGCCAUGCCGAGUGCCAGUAGCAAUCGAGCUCGAACCGGUGGCCGAAACGGCGCCAAAGGUGCCAAAGGUGCCAAUGGCAACAAUGGCAAUAAUGCUGGUGACAACAGACGCGAGAACCGAGCGGGUAAAAAGGUCAACAAGGCCAUCGAGGGUUCCGGAAAGUAUCUGCAUUUCACCAUGUACAAGGAGAACAAGGACACCAUCGAGGCCAUCAACUUCCUGGCCCGGAUGCUAAAACUCAAGGCAACCAAUUUUGGCUUCGCCGGCACCAAGGACCGCCGUGCGGCCACAACGCAGCGCGUCAGCGUUUGGCACCCCAGCAACCAGGGCAUUGGUUGGAUCAACGCUCGCAGCGCCUACGUCAAGGUUGGUGACUUCAACUACAACAAAAAUCCCAUCCAACUUGGCCAGCACGGCGGAAACGACUUUGUCAUUGUCCUCAAGGGCGUCGAGCUGACCCGCGGCGCCAACUGCUCGUUGAGCCACCGUCUUCGUAUGACUGAGGCGUGUGUGCAGUCGGCCCUUGACCAUGUCCAGCAGCACGGUUUCAUCAACUACUUUGGUCUCCAGCGAUUUGGCACGCACGCCGUUGGUACGCAAGAGGUUGGCCGCAUGAUCCUCAGCGAGAAUUUUGAGGGCGCUUGUGACGGAAUCUUGCAUGUGGACCCGGCACUGGCCGCCGCCCUGGGCGACAGCGAUGUUGAGUCCCGCUUCCAGCGCGACGAGAUCAACCGCGCUCGCGGCAUCCUCAAGUUCAAGACCACGGGUGACGUCAAUGCGGCGCUGAACAUUUUGCCGAGACGCUUUAGUGCAGAGAGCUCGCUCAUUCAGCACCUGGGACGCACGAAUGGCUCACGCCGCGACUUUUGUGGCGCCCUCUGCCGCAUCACCCGCGGCCUCCGCAACCUCUACAUCCACGCCUACCAGUCUCUUGUGUGGAACUGGGCCGUUAGCCAGCGGUGGUCGCGCUACGGCGACAAGGUCGUUGCCGGCGACCUCGUGCUCGUCGAGUCGGAAGCCAACCCGAACCGUCUGAGGCCCGACGGAGACCACGAUAUGUCUGAGGAGCAGAACCAAGAGGAGGAGCAGUUCUACCAGGAGGCCCGUGUGCUGAGCGCUGAGGAGGCUGCCGGCGGCCACUACACAAUCUACGACAUUGUCCUGCCCGUGCCCGGGUUUGACGUGCUGUACCCCGACAAUGACAUUGGGGAGUUUUACAGCGAGUUCAUGGGCCGGCCCGAGAACGGCGGUCUCAGCCCUUACAACAUGCGUCGCCCUCAAAAGGAGUUCAGCCUGAGCGGCCAUUACCGCAAAAUCAUGGCUCGCUUCACAGCCGUGCCCCAGUUCUUCGUCCGUCCCUACACCGACGACUCGGAGCAAAUGCACCCCACCGACCUCGACGACAUCAGGGCAGUCCAGGAGGAAAAGAGAAACGAGAAGGCCAAGGCUCAGCGUGAGGGCCAGGCCAAAAUGGAGGAGGUUGGUAACAGCCGGCGUCGUCGCCCCUCGUCCGACGUGCCACACAGCUCCAGCGACGAGCGCGUUAAUGAUGCCUGGAUCGAGAACACUGCGGACGGUGGCAGCAAGCGCAUCAAGAUGGACGGGGACAGCAAUGAGGCGGGGACACCCACCGUCGCAGACGCGGUGCAGGCGCCCACCCAGAGCAGCAGACGGUCUAGCUCGCCGAUGGCCAUCGAUCCGUCGACUGCCAAGGCUGCCGCUCCAGCCGCUCCAGCUGCCGAACCUAUUCCUGCUCCCGCUCCCGAUCACGUUAAGACGUUACGAAAUUUGUUCAAGCCCGUGCCCAAGACCAAGAUCACUAGAAAUGGCAACGACAUUGGCGCAGACGCAUCGGCCGACGACUUUACGCCAGCCAUCAAUCGCACCGCUGGCUGGCGCGAGAGCGCACAGGACUUGACCGAGAGCGACGACAUGGAGAUCGCCGUGGCGCUCAAUUUCCGCUUGUCGUCCAGCAACUACGCGACUAUGUGUCUGCGUGAAAUGAUGUCGGGCACCCUGACCCCGAGCAUGCAGGCGGCCGCGGCUAGCCGUGCGGCCAGUCGCCAGGCUUCGCCGUCGGCAUAA
Messenger RNA from Sporothrix schenckii 1099-18, 2649 nucleotides. RefSeq names its product tRNA pseudouridine13 synthase. Gene Ontology annotation, biological process: pseudouridine synthesis. The coding region runs from base 1 to 2649 and encodes 882 amino acids. Gene Ontology annotation, cellular component: nucleus. The transcript has 2 exons. NCBI's taxonomy places the organism in Eukaryota, Fungi, Ascomycota, Sordariomycetes, Ophiostomatales, Ophiostomataceae. The record is from RefSeq and is a predicted model, not a curated record. Gene Ontology annotation, molecular function: RNA binding; pseudouridine synthase activity.